Molecule: messenger RNA, 591 nt
Organism: Linum tenue
Lineage: Eukaryota; Viridiplantae; Streptophyta; Magnoliopsida; Malpighiales; Linaceae
Source: the annotation of a GenBank genome assembly
AUUUACCGCCCGAUUUGGGCUGCAUUCCCAAACAACCCGACUCACAGACAGCGCCUCGUGGUUCGACAGGGUCCGGGCACGACGGGGCUCUCACCCUCUUUGGCGCCCCUUUCCAAGGGACUUGGGCCCGAUCCGACGCUGAGGACCCUUCUCCAGACUAUAAUUCGAGUGCCUUGGGCGCUCGAUUCUCAAGCUGGGCAUUUCCUGGUUCGCUCGUCGUUACUAAGGGAAUCCUGCUCGCAACGGCGUCCUCAGCCGACGACUUCAUUUUCGGCCAAACGCAAGGCUCGAGUGAGACCCCGGGAGGACAACAUUCGCUCCCAUCUCCGAGAGGGGAUUGGGCGACGUUGCGUGACACCCAGGAAGACGUGCCCUCAACCGGAUGGCUUCGGGCGCAACUUGCGUUCAAAGUCUCGAUGGUUCACGGGAUUCUGUAAUUCACACCAAGUAUCGCAUUUCGCUACGUUCUUCAUCGAUGUGAGAGCAGAGAUAUCCUUUGUCGAGAGUCAUUAUAAUAAUUACUUGGUGGAUAGUCAUGCCAAAUGCACCGAGACCGGGCACGAGGCAAGACAUCGCUCGAGUAUUCCUUGA